AUCCCGCAGGCGAGCGAGCCGGCGCCGCUGGAGCAGCAGCAGGUGGAGCUACGCGAAAAGCAGAGGUUUCUACCGACACAAAUCUCUGUAUCUUCAAUCCCGGCAAGCAAAAGGCACAGUCACGGUUCAAGAACGCUUUCCAGCAGCGACGGCACCCCCUGGGAUCGGACGAUGGCCUCCGCAUUGGGAAACCUGACGGAGUCCUGGCUCCAGAAGCUGGACUCGAUGAUGCAGGCCCUGAACCAGACACUCUCCCACGCUUGCCCCCAAGAUGCGAAGCCCAUCGAGGAGGAGAAGAAGGACAACUACGCCUGCAUCUACAUCCUCUUCGUGAUGAUGAUCUUUGCCGCGACGGUCGGGAGCCUGAUCCUCGGCUACACCAGAUCCCGCAAGGAGGUGGACAAGCAGAGCGACCCCUAUCAUGUUUACAUCAAGAAUCGGGUGUCCAUGAUAUGAAGAGGAGGUGGAGUACCGAGGGAGGAAGGACUUGAGAUGCCGCAGGGCAGAGAUCCUUGGUGCAUCCUUUGCAAGAAGAAGACGACACGCCUUUUAUUUGCCAACCUGGUGCCCUCCAGGUGUGUUGGACUACAACUCCCAUCAUCCAGGGCCACAAUAGGCUGCAAACAACCCCUACUGGUUACAAAAAGGUUCUGCGUUUUAAAUUUCGCCGAGAUCCAAAGCCAUCAGCUCCAAACCUAUUCUCACUUACCUGGGAGUAAGUCUCCCUAAAGUCAGCGGUGGAGAUACAGUACAGGUGAUAUCUCAAUGGGGCAGUACUUUUUCUAACCAGUAGAGGUCAUCCUACCAGCAUGGCCCUGCUGGCUGCAGCUGAUGGGAGUUGUAGUCCAGGCGCCAUGUUGAUGAAUCCUGCUUUUCCUGGUUCCAGUUAUAUCCCCGCUUCUGGAACUGAGGCACACCUGUGUGCUGAUGGGUGGAAAUCUAAGAUGCAGGGAGAGGAAACACUGUUUUCAUAGAAAUUUAGACUGGUGGGGGUGCCUUCAAAUCGCAGAUUAUCAAGAGGGUAUAUAUA
Molecule: messenger RNA, 1030 nt
Organism: Lacerta agilis (Sand lizard)
Lineage: Eukaryota; Metazoa; Chordata; Lepidosauria; Squamata; Lacertidae
Gene: KCNE3
Product: potassium voltage-gated channel subfamily E regulatory subunit 3
Exons: 3
Coding region: 172-456 (94 amino acids)
Biological process (GO): regulation of ventricular cardiac muscle cell membrane repolarization; negative regulation of delayed rectifier potassium channel activity; regulation of heart rate by cardiac conduction
Cellular component (GO): membrane
Molecular function (GO): delayed rectifier potassium channel activity; transmembrane transporter binding; potassium channel regulator activity
Source: RefSeq, a predicted model, not a curated record